UGAAGAAUUCCGCACGGGGCGCUGUAGCUGUGUUUCUUUUGUGUUUUCUGUUUGGGAAAAUUGCUCAACCAUUUUUUGCGCUCCAGGCAAAAUACAGCAUUUCAUUGGGAAUUUGUUUAGAUUUUGUGUGAUAAUUGAUUUAAAACUUGGUGAAAAAAUAUCAUUGUCAAAAUGAGUAAUGAAUCGUGUUCAGAAAAGGCUGAAUCGCUUUCAGAGUCGGAAGAAAUGCCUUCUGCCUCAUCUUCGGAAAUGGAUUAUGCCCAGGUCCAGAUAAGAGAGGAAAAUAUGCUAGAUAUGUCACAAAAGGCUAAAUCGCUUUCCGAGUUCGAAGAAAUGUCUUCUGAGUCAUCUUCGCAAAUGGACUAUGCGCAGAUAAAGGAGGAAGCUGAUAAGCUAUAUAAGAUGAUGUUUAGUGACCCGGAUGAUAGGACAAAAGUCUUGCUAAGUUGGUAUGAAGAGAGGCAGGCUGAUUUGCAAGAUCUCUACAGAUUUCGCUUCGAUUCUCUCUUGUACGAUGCAUUGAAGGAGGCUGCUCUCCAGCAGGUCACCGUAAUAAAUAAAUUGAAUAGCAGUCAAGUUGCAGAAUUUGAAGAAACUUUGAAGAAAGGUGAUGAGAUAAAAUUUGCCAUCAAUGAUGUCACCGUUACUGAAGAAAUUGUCAAGCAGUACGAAGUUAACUUAAACAAAAAGUCCCUGAUGGUAGAAGCUGAUGCUCAGGACAUUUGCAAUCAAAUUUCUUCAUCUACCAAAGCCUUGGAGAACUUAUGCCACGAUAUGGCUCAUGAGCUUACUUUGCAGGAGGAAGUGGAACAAAAUCUGAGAAAUGAACAUGAUUGUUGCGAAGAUUUGGUGAAAAAAUUGAAUGGUGAGACUAGGAAGUACAAUGCCUUGGUUCCGAUGAGGAAUCAGCGCACAGAAGCUCUUGUCAAUAUUGAGAACCAGAAAGCUAUUUUGCAAAAAGAAAUGGUUGAGGGAGCAAAGUUGCAAGAUGACAUUGCCAAUCUGCAAGAUUCUCUCAUCAAGAAAGAAAAUCAAUUGAGCACUGAUUUGCAGAAGAUGGAUAAAUAUCUGUCCAUGAAUGAAUCCACUGUGAUGGAUAUGAGAGAAAAAGUUCAAAAUAUUGAAGCUGAAACAGCUGAUUAUCUCAAUAAGUCCACCAAAUCCGUUGAAGAUGCCAAGGCUGUUCUUGAGGCUGACAUCAAAUCGAACACGGAGGCUCUAGAUAAUUUCGAUGUCAGUACCAAAAAGAUCUUUGAUAAUUUGUCUGAAGCCAAUGAAAAUCUCAUUGAGAUAAGGGAAGAACUUUACCAGAAAAAGGAGAUCCUUCAACAGGAAUUUGAUGAACUAGAAUUAAAACAGAAGGAUUCAGAGGCAAAGUUGGAGAUGUUAGAAGAACUACAGACUUUGCAGGAUAACAUUGAAUCCAAGGAAAAGGAUCCCUUUAACCGUCCGCAAUUGUUGGCCAUUUCUUCAGAAUCCUCAAAGUCAACUUCGAGCGAAAAUAGCAAGGCCACAUUAGGGACUUCCAUGACAGGGACAACUGGUUUGUUCAAGAAACCUAUUCCUCCUACAGAUUAAAAGGCUUCAGUAU
Phlebotomus papatasi is the source of this 1591-nucleotide messenger RNA. RefSeq names its product sodium channel and clathrin linker 1-like. The coding region runs from base 172 to 1578 and encodes 468 amino acids. Lineage: Eukaryota; Metazoa; Arthropoda; Insecta; Diptera; Psychodidae. The transcript has 5 exons. The record is from RefSeq and is a predicted model, not a curated record.